UUGGUCCACUUGUUGAUUCAAAUUUUUAUAAAUCUUUAUCAGCUUUGUUUUCGUUAUCUUUAAAUAGUCGUCCCGUUACUUUUUUGCUGUGCAAAAUGUUGGAAAGAAAUCCAGGUUGUGAAUUAGAUUUAGGAUGGCUAAACAGCGUAAACAUAAACCUAAAUGCUGUCAAUACCGCUGUUGAAGACAUCCUUAAUUCUAGAGACUUGAAAAACGAUUACAGAGCAGCUUGGUUACUCAGAGCUGUAACUUGCAUUGACUUAACCACACUGGGGGGCGAUGACACACCAAGUAAUGUUUCAAGAUUGUGUUACAAAGCUGCAAAACCUUUACCUGAAGACUUACUGAACCAGUUAGGUUUUGAUUAUAAUUCUGACUGUCCUAUUAGGACGGCAGCAGUUUGUGUUUACCCAUCUCGAGUUGAAGACGCUGUUAAAACCUUGAAAAAGUUAAAACUCACUGAUAAGAUUAAUGUAGCUUCUGUUGCAACAGGUUUUCCCAGUGGUCAAAUGCCACUAAAGACAAGAGUUGAGGAAAUCAAAUACGCUGUAGAAAAAGGGGCUACUGAGAUUGAUAUUGUCAUUGAUAGGAGUUUGGUUUUGACUGGUAAAUGGGAGGUUUUAUACCAGGAAAUCCAGCAGAUGAAAGAGGCUUGUGGGUCCACUGCUCAUAUGAAGACUAUUUUAGCCACUGGUGAAUUGGGAACACUAAACAAUGUGUAUAAGGCAUCAUUGGUUGCAAUGAUGGCAGGUUCUGAUUUUAUCAAAACCUCCACUGGUAAAGAAAGCCUUAAUGCUACUUUACCUUUUGGUCUUGUUAUGAGUAGGGCUAUUAGGGAAUAUUACGAAAAAUUUAAUUACAAGGUUGGCUUAAAACCUGCUGGAGGGAUUAGGACAAGUAAAGACGCAAUUUCCUGGUUGAUAAUGGUCAAAGAAAUAUUGGGAAAUGAUUGGCUUACUAGCAGGUUGUUUCGCUUUGGUGCUUCUGGGCUUUUGUCUGAUAUUGAGCAUCACCUUUAUGGAAAUCUUACAAAAUCUUAUCCCGCUCCUUAUGAAUUUACGAUGGGAUGACUUAAAAGUUAUUAUGAUGACACCGGUGAAUUAAAUAAUGUAAAAGAUUUUCGUUUUUUAAAAUAAACAUUUAGUUUUUCUUAAAAAAAAAA
Messenger RNA from Tribolium madens (black flour beetle), 1162 nucleotides. Its product is annotated as deoxyribose-phosphate aldolase. Gene Ontology annotation, biological process: deoxyribonucleotide catabolic process; carbohydrate catabolic process. The coding region runs from base 96 to 1070 and encodes 324 amino acids. Lineage: Eukaryota; Metazoa; Arthropoda; Insecta; Coleoptera; Tenebrionidae. The transcript has 6 exons. Gene Ontology annotation, molecular function: deoxyribose-phosphate aldolase activity. The record is from RefSeq and is a predicted model, not a curated record. Gene Ontology annotation, cellular component: cytoplasm.